UCUCUUGCAAACAAAACAUAGUUUUAGUGGGUAGGUAGAGACGAUGGUUAGCGUCAAAUGGUGGUGUGGCUCAAGUCUCAACAGCCACCAAACCAAUAUAUUAACUGUUUGUUGUUUCCCUACGCCAACUCAACUCACCUGCGUCUCCCUCCUUCCCUCCCUUUGACCAUCUUCAAUGUCUUCGUCUAUCGAACAAAUCCAUAAUGUCAUCACCUGCAAAGCUGCGGUGGCAUGGGGACCUGGGGAGCCGUUGGUGCUGGAGGAAGUACAACUGAGUCCACCACAAUCGCACGAGAUUAGGAUCAAAGUCGUCUCCACCUCUCUCUGUCGCAGCGACCUCACCGCUUGGGAAUCUCAGGCUAUUUUCCCUCGGAUAUUUGGCCAUGAAGCAUCAGGGAUUGUCGAGAGCAUUGGAAAGGGAGUGACCGAAUUUGAAGAGGGGGAUCAUGUGCUCACAGUAUUCACGGGAGAAUGCAGGACUUGCAGGCAGUGUACCUCAGUUAAAAGCAACAUGUGCCAAGUAUUGGGUCUGGAAAGGAGAGGUGUAAUGCAUAGUGAUCAGAGAACCCGGUUCUCAAUUAAAGGGAAGCCCAUAUAUCAUUAUUGUGCAGUUUCAAGUUUCAGUGAAUAUACAGUGGUGCACACUGGGUGUGCUGUCAAAGUCAGCUCAGCUGCACCUUUGGAGAAAAUAUGCCUUCUGAGCUGUGGGGUAGCUGCAGGUUUGGGUGCAGCUUGGAAUGUUGCUGAUAUAGCUGAAGGAUCUACCGUAGUCAUUUUUGGUCUUGGAACUGUAGGCCUUUCUGUUGCACAAGGUGCUAAACUCAGAGGGGCAUCUCAAAUAAUUGGUGUUGACACUAACCCUGAAAGGCAUGAGAAAGCAAAGGUUUUUGGAAUAACACAUUUUAUUAACCCAAAUGACUUUGAGGAACCUAUUCAACAGGUUGUUAAGAGUAUUACAAAUGGAGGGGCAGAUUACUCAUUUGAAUGUAUUGGUGACACUGGAAUGAUUACAACAGCCUUACAAUCUUGCUGUGAUGGGUGUGGAUUAACGGUAACACUUGGUGUACCAAAACUGAAACCUGAAAUAUCUGCUCACUAUGGACUGUUUCUUAGUGGAAGAACACUGAAAGGGUCUCUGUUUGGAGGAUGGAAACCUAAAUCACAUCUUCCUUCAUUAGUAGACAUGUAUAUGAAGAAGGAAAUCCAAGUUGAUGACUUCAUCACUCACAAUCUGCCGUUCGAAGAUAUCAAUAAAGCAUUCAAUCUCAUGAAAGAAGGGAAGUGUUUACGUUCUGUAAUCCACAUGCCAAAAUAGUUCUUUGGUUCUCUCUCUCUCUCUCUCUUUUUCUCAUGAAAAAGGAGGUGGGGGAGCGUCAAGGCUAGGUACCGGUCCUUUAUUUGAACUGGGAGCCCUUUGAACUUCAAAAUGUAUCUAUGUUGAUGGUUUACAAAUUAUUUCUUAUUUAUCAUGGAAAUCUAGUGCCUGAAUUAUUAUUAUUAUUAUUAUUUUUUGAAUUCUUGGUUGAAAAAGAAAGAGAAGAGAAAUCCCCUUAGAAAUGCCUUUGUUCAGGCUAUGUUGCUGCAGUAA
Messenger RNA from Hevea brasiliensis (rubber tree), 1588 nucleotides. RefSeq names its product alcohol dehydrogenase-like 6. Gene Ontology annotation, biological process: formaldehyde catabolic process. Gene Ontology annotation, molecular function: S-(hydroxymethyl)glutathione dehydrogenase [NAD(P)+] activity; zinc ion binding. The transcript has 10 exons. Lineage: Eukaryota; Viridiplantae; Streptophyta; Magnoliopsida; Malpighiales; Euphorbiaceae. The record is from RefSeq and is a predicted model, not a curated record. Gene Ontology annotation, cellular component: cytosol. Bases 176 to 1315 code for a protein of 379 amino acids.